Molecule: messenger RNA, 2805 nt
Organism: Penicillium brevicompactum
Lineage: Eukaryota; Fungi; Ascomycota; Eurotiomycetes; Eurotiales; Aspergillaceae
Product: Mechanosensitive ion channel family
Exons: 2
Coding region: 1-2805 (934 amino acids)
Biological process (GO): intracellular calcium ion homeostasis; calcium ion transmembrane transport
Cellular component (GO): membrane
Molecular function (GO): calcium channel activity; calcium ion binding
Source: RefSeq, a predicted model, not a curated record
AUGUCAUCCCCCGUGGAGGAGCGUAAAACCUUCAUGGAAAAGGACAAACGGAAGGAUUCGGACGUGUCGCCCACAUCUGAUGACGGAACCUGCGUCACCGAGCCCAUCGAUCGCGAUGAGCGCCUGGGUGGCCUCAGAGUCGACACCAGCCAUGCCCCGGACGACGAUGAGCCCCCGCGGACCCCUUCGGCGCGACGAGAGCAGGCCACUCGUCUCGAAGAUGAUCUCAUGUGUCUGCAAGCCGAGCGCAUGACGACCCGCUCCACCCACGAACCGGAGGACGAACACGACCGCAAUUCCAUCAACCGCGCCCGGUCGCGUCGCUCUGAGCAGGUCGACGAGUUUGACGAGGCCACCAACCCGCUACACGAGAAGGCCGCCAUCUACAAGCCCCCCGAGAAGCCUAACACGCAAAUCGCGGUCUUCGUGAAGAAGCUGCACCAGUCCAGCUGGCUCGUGCGCUAUGUUACCUACAUCUCCCCCGUGGUGAUCCUCCUCCUCAUUCCCUUACUGAUCGGCGCGCUCGAGUUCCCCAACGCCAGCGUAGGUGGCGUUCAGUUGAUGUGGUUCUCCAUUUGGCUCGAGAUUGUCUGGUUGACUCUGUGGGCAGGACGGGUAACUGGUGAGCAAAUGUCUCCCCCGGUCAUUGGUGUUCUUGCGAGUAUCUUCACAAACAACGCGAAGAAAUGGCGCGAUCUCGCCAAACAGCUCGAGAUCCAUGCGGCGCUCUUCUUUUGGUGGCUCGGCAUUGAAAUCUCCUUCUUGCCCACCAUGAAAAACCAUCACGUCGAUGGCGACAAGGGGACUCGCAGCUGGGAAAACACCCUCAACAAGAUCAUCAUCGUCGUCUUUGUCUGGACCAUCCUGAACUUCAUCGAGAAGAUCUUGAUCCAGCUGAUCGCCAUCAGUUUCCAUCUCCGAACCUAUGCCGACCGGAUUGAGAUCAACAAAUUCCAGAUCGGCAGCUUAACGAAGCUGUAUGAAUUCUCGCGGACCACUAUUGAGGAUAAGGAUGAUACAUUUGAGGAGAAAGACCCCAAAGAAACGCCAACGGGAACCAAGACCCCUCUGCACUACGCUGGAGUGGCCCAGCGCAAGGCAAAGGGCGCUUUGAACAAGGUCGGAAACCGCGUCGGGGAUGUGGCCGGUGCGGUGGUGGCCGAUGUCACCGGUCGCACAACCACACGAAGCACCGACGCUUACCAGGUCAUCCUGACCCUCUUGCGAACCACUGGCGGCUGCCAGGUCCUGGCUCGCCGUUUGUACCGCACCUUCGUGCGGGAUGGCUUCGACACAGUCUUUGGCGGUGACCUGAAAGCCGCCUUCGAUGAUAGCGAGGAGGCCGAGGCGGCCUUCACCAUGUUUGACCGUGACAUGAACGGGGACAUCUCAAUGGAAGAAUUGGAAGCGGUUUGUGUCGACAUCGGUCGUGAGCGCAAGUCUAUCACUGCAUCCCUGAAGGAUCUGGACUCGGUCGUGUCCAAGCUGGAUGACGUGUUUAUGUUCUUUGUGUUUGUUAUCGUGUUAAUCGUCUUCCUGUCGCUCAUUUCCACCUCUGCCGCCGGUGUCCUCACGUCUGCCGGUUCUGCUAUCUUGGCUCUGUCCUGGCUCUUCUCUGCCACUGCCCAGGAAUUCCUCCAGUCCGUGAUCUUCGUGUUCGUCAAGCACCCCUUCGAUGUCGGUGACCGUGUCACGAUCUACGGUAACGCCGGAGACGCCGGUCUCGGUGAUGAUUACUUCGUCAAAGAGAUCACUCUGCUGUACACCGAAUUCAAGAAGAUGCAGGGCCAUGUGGUGCAGGCGCCCAACAGCUAUCUCAACGGACUCUUCAUUCUCAACCAGCGUCGAUCUGGCGCCCUCGCCGAGGCUGUUCCCAUCAUCAUCAAAUACGGUACUUCCAUCGACCAACUGGACGCCCUGCGCCAGCGACUGUUGGAGUUCGUGCGCAGCGAAAAGCGUGAUUUCCAGAGCAACAUUCUGACCGAAAUGCGCGCGGUGACCGAAAACUUCUCGCUGACCCUCAACGUGGUGUUCUUCUACAAAUCCAACUGGCAGAAUGAGGGUCUCCGUCUCCAGCGCCGCAACAAGUUUAUUUGCAUGCUCAUGGUUGCCCUCCAGGAGAUUGGCAUCGAGGGCCCACGCAUGAACCUCCAGGGUGCCAAGUUCGAUAUUCCCUUCCAUGUCAACUAUGGCAAUGAGCGCCAAGCUCACAACCACCGGAACGAUCCGAUCGAAGCUGAAGAGAUUCCCAUGUCGGAGGACUCUCGUGGCCUGCCUGAAAACACCGCCAGCAGCAGUAGCAGUGCUGCACGUCAUCCAUCCAUUCUCCGCAAGGGCAUGAACACCGCCACCGCGCGUGCCCGUGGCCCAUCUAUCUCGCAGCGCAAACACGUCGACUUCUCCUUGGGUAUGUCUAACAUGGCCUCUAACGACAUCAUGGGAGACGUGUUCGAAGACCGCGGUGUUCGCAUCGACGACGUGGUCCGUACCGCCAACCGUGAGGCCUCGGAGCGCCGCAUUCAAGAAGAGGCCGAGGACGAAGAGGAGCGCCGGAGUCGUACCUCCUCGUCCCGACAUCGCCGUCCCUCAAACCUGAGCGCUCCCAGCAACAAAGACGAAGGUCGCCGGUCGACCGACGCCCACAGCUUCCGGAGUGGUCAGUCUUCCCUCAGCCGGAAUCGUUUCUUCCACCACCGGAGCAGCGUCACUCAGGAACGCGAUGACCUGAUGGAGCAGGGACGCUCCGCCUCACCCACUCAACCCCCUCCGGCCGCCGUCCCCGGUGUGAAGGAACAUCCGAAUUGA